CAACGGCCACAUUGCUUGAGUGAGUGAGUCGUUGAUGCUCGAAUCGUACCAUGAGCGGAAGUUGUGAAGCGUCACCGGUAACAUACAAUACUGCGUGCGUUAAAGUCGUUCGUUGAAAACGACCCCCCCUGGGGACCGCAUCUUAUACCAAGAUCCCACUACUUGUUUUGUCUUACAAACAAGGGAGCGCGCGACAUCACGCGAAGAGCCGCAGAGAAGGCAAGAAGAAACUCACAUGACACUGAUACGCCGCAAUCGAUAAUAAUUUCGAGCCACUGGACAAGCUUCUCCCCCUCAUAAGCGCGCGACACAUGGGACAGGAGAAAGUCGUUUGAGAAAGUUGUAAUGGAGGCAAACCUGUCAGCGUCUGCCUUGGGCGAGCCGGCCCGCCUGGGCUUCGGCUUCUUCCUCCUGCCCUUCGCCACCUUCAUCUGCUUCCUGGCCCCGGUUCUCUAUCUGUUCCCCCCAAUUCCGGCCACGAUCAGCGACGCACUGCUGGCAACGCACAAGAACAUCGGCCUGGCCCCGUCCAAGAGCAACCUUCGGGACCAGCAGCAGCAGAAGGAGAAGGAGAGGACCGGGGCCGGCGCCGCGAGGGUCAAGGCGCUCUGCAUGUACCCCAUCAAGUCGUGCCGCGGCAUCGAGGUCGCGCGGAGCAAGCUCCUCCCCACGGGUCUCGAAUUCGACAGGCUGUACACCCUGGCGCAGCUCAAGUCCCCGUUCCCCGUGUCCGUCGACGGCGCCGCCGGGGAUGGCCGGGACACGCACGCGUGGGAGUUCAUCACGCAGCGGCAGUUCCCCCAGCUGGCGACGAUCAAGGUGGACGUCUUCGUCCCGGACGCGACCAAGAGCACCGUGUUCCUCGAGAAGAGCGGCGACCCGUGGAUCGUGCUGCGCUUCCCCUGGCGCGAGUCCGGGUGGCGCGGGACCAUGCAGUGGGUCGCCGCCAAGAUCCGGAACGGGUGGCGCGGGGAGCCCGAGAUGGAGGUGCUGCUGCCGGUCGAGUUCCCCACCGAGAAGGAGAUCGAGGAGCGCGGGUACACGCGCGAGGACGUCAGGGUGUGGAAGGAGAUGGUCCCCGCGCUGAACAUGGGCAAGGAGAUCCCCCAGGAGCUGAGCCGGUAUCUGGGCGUGAGCAACAAGCUGACGCUGUUCCGCGUCGACCCGGGGAAGCUGAGGGAGGUGCACCGGUGUGCGCCGGCCAAGGAGGAGGCGGGGUACCAGCCCGUCGUCGGGUUCCAGGACGCGUAUCCCCUGCACCUCAUGAACAUGAGCAGUCUCCACGACUUCGACGCGCAGGUGCCCAAGGACAAGGACCUCUUGCACCUCGACGUCAGGAGGUUUCGGUCCAACAUUAUCGUCUCCGGUGCCCCGGCAUACGACGAAGAGUCGUGGAAGUCGGUCAAGUUCACCCAGGGCGCGUCCAAAGUCGGCACGCCUUCAAAGUUCCAGGUCUCGUGCCGCACAGUUCGUUGCAAAAUGCCCAACGUCGACCAGGUCACCGGCGUCCGCCACGGCGUGGAGCCGGAUAGGUCCCUCCGCAAGCUCCGCGACGUCGACGAGGGCGCCCCGCGCAUGGGGUGCCUGGGCAUGCAGAUGGUCCCCCUUUUCGAGGGCACCGACCGCGUCGAGUACAUGCAGGCCUGGCUCGAGGUUGGUAUGGCCGUCGAUGUGUUGGAGCGCGGGGAGCACGUCUACAUCAAGCAGUGAACUCGAUAGUGACUGGCUCGUGGGUUGGGCAGAUCACUUUGAUGGUCCUGGUGUAUGGGGAACGGUUACAGGUUUAGAAUGUAUAGACUGAGGUGGGAAGCAUACCCAACAUCAGGAGAACGGAUGAUGCAGUUGCGGGUAUAGGAUACGGGGCAAAAAAAGAUCAAA
This is a messenger RNA of Colletotrichum navitas, 1878 nucleotides long. Its product is annotated as MOSC domain-containing protein. NCBI's taxonomy places the organism in Eukaryota, Fungi, Ascomycota, Sordariomycetes, Glomerellales, Glomerellaceae. Gene Ontology annotation, molecular function: catalytic activity; pyridoxal phosphate binding; molybdenum ion binding. The record is from RefSeq and is a predicted model, not a curated record. The coding region runs from base 346 to 1710 and encodes 454 amino acids. The transcript is spliced from 4 exons.